AUGCCGCAGAGCUUGGAUCUUACUACUUCCACCGACCGGAAGCGGCAGCGGAGCAGGGACAGUCGCAAGCCCGCCGAUGGCAGUAAUGGCAGCGACAGAAAGGGCUCAAGCGAUACCGAGCGAUUAGCGAGGAAUGGCGUCCGGAUGCCAGCCUAUCUGAGCAAGACCAAGUCUGAAAUAGCUGCAAACUUUGACGCAUUGGAAUGGCAACAGCGCCAGCGAAUGCACCAUGCUGUAAUGAAUUCAGGUUCUCCUUUCAAACUCGAUAGAUCCUGGACGGUCUUGAGCCGGAAUCGAUACCAGAACAUCCAGCCAUGGGACAAUUCGAGAGUACGACUCAAGACGACCAUUGCAGGCUCGGACUACGUCAACGCGUCUCCGAUCAAAUUGCGCUCACACCGGAGGACGAAACGCGCCCGCUCCAACAGCUCGGCCUCCACAGCUACGUUGUCGGAAUACAACUACAUUGCCACUCAGGGUCCCAAGGAAGGCCAGUUCUCCCACUUCUGGCACAUGGUAAUGCAGGAAACAACAGGCCCCGUCGGCGUCAUCGUCAUGCUCACGAAAUGCUACGAAGCCAACAAGGAGAAGUGUGGCCAAUACUUUCCCUCGGAUGAGGACCAUCCCAUUGUCUUACCUUCCGAGCGAAUACACGGAGUGGCCCCAAAGCCUCCUGAUGAUGGUGAUCCUUUCAUUGAUACCCCUUCCAGUAGCGCUGGUACUGAUAGCUGGAUCUCAGGCACAAAUACGAGUUCCCCACUCUCCGAGGCCGCCAAGGCCAGCGAUAACGAACACGAAGAGCAGUCCGACAAAGAGGCGAUCACAGAGGCUGGCGUCGUGGAGAUGGUGUCCAUGCUCAAUGACAUAGAGCUCGGAGCCGAGGUAAGGGAAUUGAAAGUUACAAUAGGCGGGCUGAGCAAGACCAUCUACCACUAUCUCUACAUGCACUGGCCAGACUUUGGUAAGCCGGAAGCCGAAGAGCGCGCAGCGUUGAUGCGGCUCAUCAAGGUGAGUAGGCAGACUGCUGGGGAGAGUCCCAGGAUCGUGCACUGCAGCGCCGGCGUGGGCAGGACGGGCACCUUCAUCGCCCUUGACUUUCUCACAGGAGAGCUCGAAUCCGGACGGUUGGCGAGGCGCGCCUCAGGCUUGAGCACUGGCUCCGAGGACAACCAGCAGCAGCAGCAGCAGUCCGAUUCCCUCGCCGAUUCCCAAGCACCGAAGCGGAAACAACAGGCCACGACUCCCGAGCUUCAGCCAGGUGAAGACGCGUCCAGCAACGGGAAAGAGAAGGAGACGGACCUGAUCCACCAGACGGUCGACUCCCUGCGGCAGCAGCGCAUGAUGAUGGUCAUGAACGAACUGCAGUAUUCGCUGCUCUACGAAAUCCUCCGCGAGACCUUCGUGGCCAUGUAUGCCGAGAAAGAAGUCGGCGUCGUGGUCACCGGACCUGCUGAGGAGGAGCAGGGAGAGCCCAGUCCAAAGGUUCGCCGGCGGAGUCAGGCCUCCUCCGCGGGCGACUUGCACGCGGGAGGCUCCAAGCCUGCCGCUGCGGCGAGAAAGAGUGAUGUCGUUGUUGUGGAUACAGUGUCGGACGUGGAGGUGGAUGCCGGAGGCACCAUGAGUGAGGCGGAGACAGAGAUUGAGGGUUUGAGCAGUAGUGGUAGCGGGCCGCCGCCGCAGGUCGCCUCCCCCGGUACGGAUCAGGAGAUGCCGUCGCAGGUCAUGGACGAUGAGGAUCCGUACGCGGCGGUCGCGCCGGAGAGCAUCAGGCAGGGGAUCAGGAUGGAGAGGGAGGAACGCUGA
Cyphellophora europaea CBS 101466 is the source of this 1803-nucleotide messenger RNA. RefSeq lists its product as uncharacterized. The transcript is spliced from 2 exons. The record is from RefSeq and is a predicted model, not a curated record. Bases 1 to 1803 code for a protein of 600 amino acids. Gene Ontology annotation, biological process: protein dephosphorylation. NCBI's taxonomy places the organism in Eukaryota, Fungi, Ascomycota, Eurotiomycetes, Chaetothyriales, Cyphellophoraceae. Gene Ontology annotation, molecular function: protein tyrosine phosphatase activity.